CCCUACCCCUAAGCCCUCAUUUCUGCUCCUGGAAGGCCAGACGGCAUCAACAAGCAGCUGGCAUUGCCCAGAAUGGCGGACGAGCGAGGCAGCGACGACUCUUUGAUAGAGAAGGACUCUCUGGAUAUUUCUCACUCUCCUCUCCCCAAGCAGGAGGAUGACAGCGGCGUGUCUCAGAAGGCGACUCGUCCGCUCGAAAACGAUGAGGAGGCGGUGUCCCCCCGUGCCUCCAAGAAGCGCCGUACAGACUCCGAACCGGGCGAACUGGCUCUUUUAGGCCAUUCGGCGACACUGGCGGAGGAGAAUGGCGGCAGUGAGCUAGACGAAGAGCUGGUGUCGGCUCUGGCAGAGGCUGUCAGCCAGAGUGCUGAUGUACACGGUCCAAUGGAGCAUGUCUCCGAGAGCCCGGCUCUGCCAGACACCGGUUCGGAUGUCGUCGCACCGGAUGUGGCGGCGGUAAUCUCCAAUAUCAUGAACCAUGCAGAGCGUGUUGAGGAACAAUGUGCAAUGGGCCCACAGCAGCUGGGGGACAGUGCAGGCCAGGCGCCGGCAAAGGGUCUGGUUUAUGUCAAGGCGAACUCCCAUCUCAAGAUCCAGAGUCUUCCCAUUCUUGACAACCUGUCGACGCAAAUCUUAUCGCUGCUAGCCAAGUCGUCCUACCAGGAUAUCACCUCCUUUGUUUCUGAACCCGAAUCCGAGAAUGGCCAGGCGUAUGCAACAAUGCGUUCGUUGUUCGACCACACCAAAAAAGUCUAUUCCACCAAAAGCGCGUUUCUCUCCUCCACGGAACUGGACUUUACAGAGCCUGCCCAGGUCGAUGUGAUCCGCAAGGCAAACUUGGCGUCGUUCGUGUCAAGCAUCUUUGGUACUCAGGAAAUUGGCUUCUCGGAGUUGAAUGAUCACUUCCUUGAUGUGUUCGUUCCAGAUGGGGGUCGGUUGCUUAAAGUUCAGGGGGCCCUGUUUCUGGAGCUCAAAACGCAAGCCUUCAUCGCCUCGAUGAACAAUACAGAGCGGACGAGGACCGAGUUAUUAUACGACCUCUUCCCUGAUGAUCUCGAGCAACGUCUACUUGAAAGGCGCCCGGGCACCCGGCAGGUGGCUCCCAGUGAAGCUGACUUUGUGAAGCGGGCUUAUUCGCGACGGGAGAUCCUUCUCAACGAUAUUAAUAAUGAGGAAGCUAUGAAGUCUUUACCAGAUAAAUAUCACUGGGAAGAUUUCCUCAGGGACCUCAGUUCCUACAUCACAAAGAACUUUGACGCAAUCAGUCAUCAACAGGCAAAGAAAGCAGCUAAGACUCGCCAGCCAUCCACAUCGAGUGGAGAGGUACAAGAUCCGCCUAGUGCGCCUCUGCAAAGCCAGUUCUCGGUUGCCCCCCAAGCGCCUGCUGAAGUCCCUGUCGACAAGAACAUGCAUGGUGACCUGGUUGCUCGUGCUGCGCGCGCUGCUCAGAUUGCCCUCCAGGGUCAUGGGCUGCGGCGCUCCCAGCAACAGCAGCAGCAACAGCAACAACAGCAGCAGCAGCAGCAGCAGCAACAGGCUCAGGUCCAGCCACAGCAGCCGCCACAACAGCCGCCACAACAGCAACAGGCUCAAGGGCAGGCCCAGGCGCAACAACCAAUGCAUCAACAACCACCGCAGCAGCAGGGUGGCCAGCAGGGGAUACUUCACGGCUACUCACCUGCACAGCCAGAGAGUCAACUCGCUGGCCACCAGGCCCAACCUUACCAGCAAACCCCGACACCGCCGGGGUAUCAACAGCAUUCGGGCCAGCUGACGUUUCAGCAGAGUCCUCUCCAGGCCAACUUCCAACAGUACCAGCCUCCCGGCGGCCAUGUCCCUAUCCCGCCCCGGAACGGCCAUCAUGCUGCCAACCACGGCUACAUGCCUGGAAUCCCCCACUAUUCACAAUCCCAGCCCACCCAAGUGCUUUACGAACGUGCUCGGAUGGCGGCUUCGGCCAAAUCAUCACCGAGCAGUCGCAAAUCGGGCCUCCCGAGUCAACGUCGACCGUGGACGACCGAGGAAGAGAAUGCUCUCAUGGCGGGGCUGGACCGGGUGAAAGGACCGCACUGGAGCCAGAUCUUGGCCAUGUUUGGACCGGGCGGUACCAUCAGCGAAGCAUUGAAGGACCGCAAUCAGGUCCAGCUGAAAGACAAGGCCCGCAACCUGAAGCUCUUCUUCCUCAAGAGCGGGAUCGAGGUGCCUUACUACCUCAAGUUCGUCACCGGCGAGCUCAAGACUCGUGCUCCCGCGCAGGCCGCCAAGCGUGAGGCUCGCGAGCGCCAGAAGAAGCAGGGCGAGGAGGACAAGGCCCACGUCGAGGGCAUCAAGGGGAUGAUGGCCCUCGCGGGUGCCCACCAGCAAGUCUCGCUCGGCCAUGCUUCCUCCGAGAGCCUUCCUGCAUCCCCCGCCCUCACAGAUCCCAAUGCUCAACACCUCCUGGACCAGACUGAGGAGCAGAACCUCAUGCAAACGCUGACUCAGGAGGUCCAUGGAGAUCAGUACACCCAGCACCAGCACCAGCACCAUCAGGAUUCUGUAAAUGCCAAUAUGCAAUUGGGGCAGUGAUUAUGUUGCUCAACUUUUGUAUCUAUAGGAUAAUACUUCAUUUCUUUUUCUUUCUUUUUUUUGAUUCGGGGGGGGGCUUCUAAUACAUAUUGAAACGGGAUGGACAGGAGUUAAUUAGUUGAUAUUCACCUUGC
Molecule: messenger RNA, 2702 nt
Organism: Penicilliopsis zonata CBS 506.65
Lineage: Eukaryota; Fungi; Ascomycota; Eurotiomycetes; Eurotiales; Aspergillaceae
Exons: 4
Coding region: 73-2568 (831 amino acids)
Biological process (GO): telomere maintenance via telomere lengthening
Molecular function (GO): double-stranded telomeric DNA binding; protein homodimerization activity
Source: RefSeq, a predicted model, not a curated record